Motacilla alba alba is the source of this 3455-nucleotide messenger RNA. It is a transcript of the gene ARHGAP39, whose product is annotated as Rho GTPase activating protein 39. Gene Ontology annotation, cellular component: cytoplasm; cytoskeleton. Gene Ontology annotation, biological process: signal transduction. The transcript has 11 exons. Lineage: Eukaryota; Metazoa; Chordata; Aves; Passeriformes; Motacillidae. Gene Ontology annotation, molecular function: protein binding; GTPase activator activity. The record is from RefSeq and is a predicted model, not a curated record. The coding region runs from base 110 to 3421 and encodes 1103 amino acids.
GCGAGGAGGGGCCGGGGGAGGGGGGCUCGGGGUCGGUCACGGGGGUGGCCAUGGGAGCCCGAACCGGGGCCGGGACCGGCGGCGGCGAGCGGUAGAGCCGCCGGGGAUCAUGGCGGAGAGGCUGGAAUGGGUGGAAAUCAUCGAGCCUCGGACCCGGGAGCGCAUGUACGCCAACCUCAUCACGGGGGAGUGCGUGUGGGACCCCCCCGCCGGGGUGCGGAUCAAGCGCACCAAUGAGAACCAGUGGUGGGAGCUCUUCGACCCCAACACCUCCCGCUUCUACUACUACAAUGCCACCACGCAGAGGACGGUGUGGCACCGUCCCCAGAACUGCGACAUCAUCCCGCUGGCCAAGCUGCAGACGCUGAAGCAGAACACGGAGUCGCCGCGGGCUUCCACGGAAAACAGCCCCGGCAGGAGCAGCAAUGUCAGCAGGGAGGGAAGCACCAGCUCGUCCUUGGAGCAGGAGCUGGAGGGCAACGAGAAGGUGCAGGAGCAGCGCUCGAGCCGCCAGUCCAGCCAGUAUUCCGUGGUGAAGGAGGAAACGGAAAGUUCGUCGCCUUCCGGAGUGUUCGAGAAGGAAUACGACAUUUAUCGGGAUUACAGCGCGGAAGGACAACUCCUGCACUACAGGACCUCAUCCCUCCGAUGGAACGCCGGCACCAAGGAGCGGAUGCUGAUCAAGGUGACGGAUCGGGAGCCCAGCUUCCUCCUCCACCAAGGCAACGGCUACACCUCGGAAAACCAACCUGGCUCCCGCUCCCGCCGGCCCUCGGGUGGCCAACAGUCGCCCAACCUCCAAACCUUCUCCUCGGACGCCGACAACUCCGUCUUCUUCCCGGAGAGGAAGCAGUCGCCCUUCCUGAAGAGGGCCGAGCACGUGGGCAGCUGCUCGCCGCUGCUGGGCCGGGGCGAUUCCUUCUGCUCGCCGCUCCAAGCCCAGCACCGCAAACAUUCCAGCGAAUCCCAGCCCUCGUCGCCCCGCUACGCCUACGAGCCCCCGCUCUACGAGGAGCCCCCCAUGGAAUACCAGGCUCCCAUCUACGACGAGCCGCCCGUAGACAUGCAGUACGAAGCCAGCGGGAGCUACAAGGCCGGGUCGCCGCAGAAGUCGCCCAUCCGGAAGCCUCACCCUUUCCUUCAGUCGCCCAAGCAAGGCUCCAACUCGCCCUACCAGCAGUUGGUGCUCACCAAGCAGAAGUGUCCCGACCGCUUCAUGAGCCUGGAAUACAGCCCGGCCGGCAAGGAAUACGUCCGGCAGUUGGUCUACGUGGAGCAGUCGGGCUCCAGCCCCAAGAUGAAGACGGGCUUGAGGCACAAAUAUUCCCCCAACCCCAUCGGCGGCUCCUACUCGCUGCAGCACAGCCCCUGCCUGGUGCGGGACCAACGCCUGGAGAUCAAAUCGGGCGACUACAGCAGCAUGGAGGGACCCGACUUCUGCCCCGGCCCCACCGGGGCCCAGGUGGCCCAGGGCGAGGACUCCAUGUCGUGGUCCAGCCAGCAGGACACUUUGUCCUCCACCGGUUACUCGCCCUCCACCAGGAAGAGGAAAAGCCGGAAGCCUUCGGUGAACCACGACGCCAACGCCUCCUCCACGGACGGCUCGGGGGAGCGGGAGGUGUUGGGCGAGCUGGGUGAGGAACGAGCCACGCCGGGGCCCAACAGGUCACCGAUGAACCGGACGGAGAGCAAGGCGGCCGAGGCGGAGGCGGCGCGGGGCUUCCCGGAGCCGUUCCUGGCGCAGGCGCGCCUGGCGUGGGAAGCGCAGCAGGCCCACUACCACAUGAAGCAACGGAGCAGCUGGGAUUCCCAAAAGGACGGUUCGGGCUACGAGAGCGACGGAGCCCUCCCGCUGCCCAUGCCGGGCCCGGUGGUGCGAGCCUUCAGCGAGGACGAGGCGUUGGCGCAGCAGGAGAACAAGCACUGGAAGAGGAACACCUUCGAGAAGCUGGGCUUCCCCCAGAUCCUGCUGGAGAAGAGCGUCUCCGUCCAGACCAACCUGGCCUCCCCCGAGCCCUACCUGCAUCCAUCUCAGUCCGAGGACCUCGGCGCCUGCGCGCAGUUCGAGAGCAGCCGGCAGACGCGGAACAUGAUGCCGAGCGCCAGCUGCGUCUUCCCCACCUUCAACCUGCGCAAGCCCUCCUCGGAGACGGACAUUGAGAACUGGGCCUCCAAGCACUUCAACAAGCACACCCAAGGGCUCUUCCGCCGCAAGGUCUCCAUCGCCAACAUGCUGGCCUGGAGCAGCGAAUCCAUCAAGAAACCCAUGAUCAUGACCAACGACCGCAACGUCAAGAAGGAGGCGUGCGAGAUCUUCAAGCUCAUCCAGAUGUACAUGGGCGACCGGCGGGCCAAGACGGACCAGCUCAACGUGGCCUUGGAGAUCGCCACCAAGGGCUGGAGCAUGCAGGGGCUGCGAGACGAGCUCUACAUCCAGCUGUGCCGGCAGACCACCGAGAACUUCCGUUACGAGAGCCUGGCCCGCGGCUGGGAGCUCAUGGCCAUUUGUUUGGCCUUCUUCCCACCCACUCCCAAAUUCCAUUCCUACCUUGAAGGAUACAUUUACCGGCACAUGGAUCCGGUGAAUGACACCAAAGUCUCGCGGCGCCUGCGGCACCUCCUGGCGCGGAGCGCGCAGAAGAAACCCAAACUGCGCAAGAAGCCCAAGGCCCAGAGCCCGGAGAGCCCGGGGGUGGCCAUCAGCACUUACGCCAAGUACUGCUACAACAAACUCCAGAAGGCGGCGCUGACCGGGGCCAAGAAGGGCCUGAAGAAGCCGAACAUCGAGGAGAUCCGUCACGCCAAGAACGCCGUCUUCAACCCGUCCAUGUUCGGCAGCUCCCUGCAGGACAUCGUGGCCAUGCAGAAGGAGCGGUACCCGGACCGGCAGCUGCCCUGGGUGCAGACCCGGCUCUCCGAGGAGGUCCUGGCGCUCAACGGGGACCAGACCGAGGGCAUCUUCAGGGUUCCCGGUGACAUCGACGAGGUCAACGCCCUCAAGCUGCAGGUGGACCAAUGGAAGAUCCCCACCGGCUUGGAGGACCCACACGUUCCCGCGUCGCUGCUGAAGCUGUGGUACCGCGAGCUGGAGGAGCCGCUGAUCCCCCACGAGUUCUACGAGCAGUGCAUCUCCCACUACGAGAACCCCGAGGCCGCCAUCGCCGUCGUCCACUCCCUGCCCCGGAUCAACAAGAUGGUGCUGUGCUACCUCAUCCGCUUCCUCCAGGUCUUCGUGCAGCCGGCCAACGUGGCCGUCACCAAGAUGGACGUCAAUAACCUGGCCAUGGUGAUGGCCCCCAACUGCCUGCGCUGCCAAUCGGACGACCCGCGGAUCAUCUUCGAGAACACGCGCAAGGAGAUGUCCUUCAUCCGUGUCCUCAUCCAGCACCUGGACACCAGCUUCAUGGAGGGCGUCCUAUAGCGGCUGCCACCGCGCUGUCCCCACCCCGCCACCG